Molecule: messenger RNA, 3901 nt
Organism: Pteronotus mesoamericanus
Lineage: Eukaryota; Metazoa; Chordata; Mammalia; Chiroptera; Mormoopidae
Gene: KLF5
Product: KLF transcription factor 5
Exons: 4
Coding region: 331-1692 (453 amino acids)
Biological process (GO): cilium assembly
Cellular component (GO): centriolar satellite
Source: RefSeq, a predicted model, not a curated record
GGGGCAGGUACGCGCGUUCGCAGCUCGCUCGCAGAGACCAGCGGUGGCGGGAGCGGUCUGCGGCAAGUGAGAGAGCGCAGUGGGGCGGGGCGGGAGAAAGUGGCCGCCCGGAGGACGUUGGCGUUUACGCGUGGCCCAGCGGAAGAGUUUUGCUUUUCGUGCGCGCCUUCGAAAACCGCGCCUACUGUGGACUAAGGGGUCUGCCCGGAGCCUCCCCUCCUCCGCCCGCGGCCCCGCGUGGAGCUCGCCGGCCCGAGCCAGCGAGGGCGAAGUGGGAAGUGCGCUCGACCCGCGCCCGGAGUCCGGAGCCGCCCCCCCCUCCCAGUGCCCAUGGCUACGCGGGUGCUGACCAUGAGCGCCCGCCUGGGACCCGUGCCCCAGCCACCAGCUCCGCAGGACGAGCCCGUGUUCGCGCAGCUCAAGCCCGUCCUGGGCGCCGCGAACCCGGCCCGCGACGCGGCGCUCUUUUCUGGCGAGGAGCUGAAGCACCCGCACCACCACCCGCAGGCGCAGCCUGCGCCCCCGCAGCAGGCGCCGCAGCCCGCCGCGGGUCCGCGGCUGCCCCCCGAGGAGCUGGUCCAGACAAGAUGUGAAAUGGAAAAGUAUCUGACACCUCAGCUUCCUCCAGUUUCUAUAAUUCCAGAGCAUAAAAAGUAUAGACGAGACAGUGCCUCAGUCGUAGACCAGUUCUUCACUGACAGUGAAGGGUUACCUUACAGUAUCAACAUGAACGUCUUCCUCCCUGACAUCACUCACCUGAGAACUGGCCUCUACAAAUCCCAGAGACCGUGCGUAACACACAUCAAGACAGAACCUGUUACCAUUUUCAGCCACCAGAGUGAGACGACUGCCCCUCCUCCGGCCCCGACCCAGGCCCUCCCUGAGUUCACCAGUAUAUUCAGCUCACACCAGACCACAGCUCCAGAGGUGAACAAUAUUUUCAUCAAACAAGAACUUCCUACACCAGAUCUUCAUCUUUCUGUCCCCCCGCAGGGCCACCUGUACCAGCUACUGAACACACCGGAUCUAGAUAUGCCCAGUUCUACAAACCAGACAGCAGUAAUGGACACUCUUAAUGUUUCUAUGUCAGCCGCCAUGGCAGGCCUUAACACACACACCUCUGCUGUUCCGCAGACUACGAUGAAACAGUUCCAGGGCAUGCCCCCUUGCACAUACACAAUGCCCAGUCAGUUUCUUCCACAACAGGCCACUUACUUUCCCCCGUCACCACCAAGCUCAGAGCCUGGAAGUCCAGAUAGACAAGCAGAGAUGCUCCAGAAUUUAACCCCACCUCCAUCCUAUGCUGCUACAAUUGCUUCUAAACUGGCAAUCCACAAUCCAAAUUUACCUGCCACCCUGCCAGUUAAUUCGCAAAACAUCCAACCUGUCAGAUACAAUAGAAGGAGUAACCCUGAUUUGGAGAAACGACGCAUCCAUUACUGCGAUUACCCUGGCUGCACAAAAGUUUAUACGAAGUCUUCUCAUUUAAAAGCUCACCUGAGGACUCAUACUGGUGAGAAGCCAUACAAAUGCACCUGGGAAGGCUGUGACUGGAGGUUCGCGCGCUCCGACGAGCUAACACGCCACUACCGGAAGCACACUGGGGCCAAGCCGUUCCAGUGCGGGGUGUGCAACCGCAGCUUCUCCCGCUCCGACCACCUGGCCCUGCACAUGAAGAGGCACCAGAACUGAGAGCCGCCGCUGUGGGCCUGCUGUGCCUAUGCAAUUCACACUGACGGUCUGCGGUUCACUUGGCGACAUUUUAAACUACAAAAUUAACUAUAUAUAUAUAAAAAAAAGAAACAACAAAAAAACUGGAAAUGUAUAUUUUGUAUAUUUGAGAAAACAGGGAAUACAUUGUAUUAAUACCAAAGUGUUUGGUCCUUUUAAGAAUCUGGAAUGCUUGCUGUAAUGUAUGGCUUUACUCAAGCAGAUUUCAUCUCAUGACAGGCAGCCACAUCUCAGUGUGGGUAUGGGGUGGGGGUGACAAGGUGUGUUUGCAGUGUUUUUACCUAAGCACCAUCAUUUAAUGUGACAGUGUUUAGUAAACAAGUCAUUUGGCAGGCAGAGGGAGGAGGCUGGAUUGUGUGUCAAGAUUUUACUUGACAUCAAGUGGUUUUUCAAUAUUAGACUAAUUUUCUUAGAGGUACGUAGUGUACCUGGCAAUUCACAAAUAGCCAUUGAACAAAUAAGUGUUUGUUUUUUUGUUUUGUUUUUUUAUAUGAGUUGCCUAUAUUUGCUAUUCAAAAUUUUGUAAAUAUGCAGAUCAGCUUUAUAGGUUUAUUACAAGUUUUCUAAGAUUUUUUUGGGGAGAAAUCAUAAGUAAUUUGAAAAUAACCAUGAAUGCAUUUACAGUUAGAAUUUGUGGUAAGAUACCUCUUAAAACCUUACCAAAUUCACUUCUUUAGGGGAAAGAAAUAAUAAUCAUUCAAAUGAACUUUAAAAGCAGAUUUCAUGCACUGAUUAAAAUAGGGUUGUUUAUUUUAAAUAAUGAAAAGAUGUUUUAUAUGAAUUGUGAACUCGAGCUUAAAGGUAGUUACAGUAUACAAAAGUUAAACCUCUUACAAUAAGCUAAACACAGUAUCAUUUUUAAGAAGGAGGACUUAAUGUAAUUUAUGAUGCAGUUUUCAUAUAUGAAAAUGUUGAAUUUAUGAUGCAGUUUUCAUAUACCGAGAUUAUUUGCUCAUGCAGUACUGUUGGUUAAAUGCCAGUUUCUGUGGAUUUUGCAUGUAAUAUACAGUGACACAGUAAUUUUACCUAAAUUACAGUGCAGUUCAGUUAAUCUACUGUUCAUACUGACUCAGUGUCUGCCUUUAAUUACAAAUGACAUGUUGAAAACUUAACGAAGCAAGUGCUACAUAUAUGCAAUAUAAAAUAGUAAUGUGAUGCUGAUGCUAUUAACCAAAGGGCAGAAUAAAUAAGAAAAAUGCCAAAAGGGGUCUUAAUUGAAAUUUUAAUUUUGUUUUUAAAAUAUUGUUUAUCUUUAUUUAUUUUGUGGUAAUAUAGUAAGUUUUUUUAGAAAAUUUUCAUAACUUGAUAAAUUAUAGUUUUGUUUGUUAGAAAAGUUGCUCUUAAAAUGUGUAAAUAGAUGACAAGUGGUGUAAAUAUUUUGUAAGCAGCCUCAAAAUGUUUAUACAUGGAAACAUAACUGCAUAAAAAGCAUAACUCGGUUGCUGUUUUGCUUCUUUUUCCUUCUUAUUUUUGUAUUGUGGUCAUUUCCUAUGCAAAUAAUGGAGCAAACAGCUGUAUAGUUGUAGAAUUUUUUUGAGAGAAUGAGAUGUUUAUAUAUUAACGACAAUUUUUUUUUUGAAAAUAAAAAGUGCCUAUAAGAUUCAUGUUUUGCCUCCUUCUUCACUUAAAAUAGGAAAACAUUUAGCAAAUCCCAUUUCCAUUACUAUUUAAAAGGGUCUGUUUAUCAGGGCAGUUAAUAAAACACCAGUUUCCGCAUUGAACUGAUACCUGCCUUUGUUUAAGACAAAAGAGAAGGACUCAUUUUUAAAAUAUGAUUAGAGGCAUAAAGGGAGGCAGAAUUCUUUAAUGCUGAUUAUUAUUAUUUUUUGGUUAGUACCCUUGAUUUGAUGUAAUGAAAACAGAAUUUUUAGGCUUCUUCCUCCUAAAAAUUUGUAACCCCAGUCCAAAAUCUGCUUGGAACAUUCUACCAAAUACCUGCUCAGUAACUCAACUACCAAUGUCGUGAAAAACAAGCAAAAUCUGAGAAGCUGUCACCUGAGAGAAGCCUAAGGAAAUGUGACAACUAAAUGUAACAAGCUAAAUGGCAUUCUGGAACAAAAAGGACUAGGGGAAAAACUGAAGAAAUCUGAAUAUAGUGUGGAAUUUAAUGUUUCAAUAUUGGUUUGUCAAUUAUGAUAAAUGUAUCAUAAUAGAGAAUGGGGAGAGUGGU